AUGGAAAAGGCAUUAUAGAAAGACCUCCAAUGUUAUUUCUCCUCUCUGUCUUCUUUCACCCUAAGACCUCCAAGGUUCCAGUUGAGAGCUCUUAAUUCUGGACAAACAGCUUGCUCUUGUGCUAUUCGCCUGGGACAGUAACGACCUUACUCUCUGCAGCUGGGGAUUUGAAGAGUCCGGAUAGCUCUACCUCUACUUUAAAGUGAAAUUAGACAGAUGGGUGGCAGUGGUUCAGCGAGCACUUCAAUUGAUAUUGAAGGGCUUUUGAAGGAAGUUCCAGAUAGCAUGCAAACAACCUUGCCGGAAGAGAUGUGUAUCUACCAUGUCCCGGUAGACAUUCGUCAAGUAAACAAAGAUGCCUAUACCCCUCAGGUGAUUUGUAUAGGCCCAAUUCACCAAAAGAAUGAAAACCAAGUUAUAAAAGAACUGAAGCGAAGAUAUUUCAAACAGUUCUUUAACAGACUGCCGGCGGAAAAACAGAAACCGGUUCUGGAGGAACUUGUGAAGACCAUUACAGGUUGUGUAGAUAAAAUCCACAAUUGUUAUGAAGAUGCUGCUUUUGAACUUUGCAAGGAUCCAAAAGAGUUCUUGAAGAUGAUUCUAUGGGAUGCUGUAUUCAUCUUUGAGCUCUUCUUGAAGAACAGAGAAUUUAUGGAAGAUACAGAGAAAUACAAGUACGAUUAUAUAAUAGGUAAACCCUGGCUGAUAAUUGCUGUGCAACGGGACCUGAUAUUACUCGAAAAUCAGCUGCCGUUCUGGAUUCUUGAUGAUUUGUAUGGUAUUGUCUCCAAAUACAUUAUAACCGUUUGCUCUUGUUCACCUAAAACCGAUUGCGGUUGUCCACCUGAAACCGAUGAAACCUGUUGCUCUUGUGUACCUAAAACCGAUUGCUGUUGUCCAUGUAUAAAUUUUCUGGUUCUUACUCGCAAGUUCUUUGAGAUGUACAACAAGAGACAAACCAGUCCUCAGAAACCAUUACAUUUCACUGAUCUGGUAAGAUCUUUUUACCUUCCCGUCGACCCAAGUCCACCUGAAACUGAUAAAACCUGUUGCUCUUGUGUACCUAAAACCGAUUGCUGUUGUCCAUGUAUAAAUUUUCUGGUUCUUACUCGCAAGUUCUUUGAGAUGUACAACAAGAAACAAACCAGUCCUCAGAAACCACAUGACUCGCCAAAUAGAUUACUUCAUAGUGCAACUAGGCUGCACCAAGCAGGAAUAAAGUUCAAGCCAAAGCCAAAAGAAUACUUAAUUAUCAUAAGAUCAUGGACGGAAGAUAAAUCUAUCAAGAAAGGUGAGUUACAUGUUCCAGUCCUUGAGAUUGACGAUCAUACUGAUUGUAUCUUUCGAAACCUGAUGGCGCUGGAGCAGUGUCAUUAUCCUUAUAAAGCCUUCAUCUGCGAGUAUGUCAUAUUCUUGGAUCGUCUUGUGGAUACCAAAGAAGAUGCAGAUUUGCUCAUUAAAAGUAAAGUUAUUGUUAAUAUGCUUGGAGAAAGUAAUGAUGUGGCUAAGCUGAUUAACAAACUUUGCCAAGGAAUCGUAGAAGUCUCUUCGCGCUAUAACAGGCUCGCCGAAGAUUUAAAUAAAUACUAUGACAACCCGUACAACAAUAGUAAGGCCUUCCUCAGAAGACAGUAUUUCAGUAAUGUUUGGAAAGGCACCGGAACUAUUGUUGGAUUGAUCGUCCUGUUCAUCACUUUGGGAAACUUUGUUCGAUCUUUUUUUUAGUACUCAAAGGUUCGAUUGCUUCAGUGUCUGUACAAUUCCUCCUUUCCUUUUCUGUAGCUAAUAAUUUUUACUUCACUUGUUUGAUUGUAAGAAUAAUCAUCAGUAUUGUACUUUGUUGUAAUCAACUUUAAGGAAUAUUAUCUAGUGUGUCUAUGUA
This is a messenger RNA of Populus euphratica (Euphrates poplar), 1882 nucleotides long. Its product is annotated as UPF0481 protein At3g47200-like. The coding region runs from base 217 to 1725 and encodes 502 amino acids. NCBI's taxonomy places the organism in Eukaryota, Viridiplantae, Streptophyta, Magnoliopsida, Malpighiales, Salicaceae. The transcript has 4 exons. The record is from RefSeq and is a predicted model, not a curated record.